Molecule: messenger RNA, 1632 nt
Organism: Cygnus atratus (black swan)
Lineage: Eukaryota; Metazoa; Chordata; Aves; Anseriformes; Anatidae
Gene: SLC16A8
Product: solute carrier family 16 member 8
Exons: 4
Coding region: 1-1632 (543 amino acids)
Biological process (GO): transmembrane transport; monocarboxylic acid transport
Cellular component (GO): membrane
Molecular function (GO): monocarboxylic acid transmembrane transporter activity
Source: RefSeq, a predicted model, not a curated record
AUGGGGAGAGCUGACCCAGAGGAAGGGCAGCUCCCAGCUCCCGUGAAGCCCCCGGAUGGUGGCUGGGGCUGGAUCGUGCUCUUCGGCUGCUUUGUGAUCACUGGCUUCUCCUAUGCCUUCCCGAAAGCCGUUAGUGUCUACUUCAAGGAGCUCAUGAAAGAUUUCCACGUGGGCUACAGUGACACAGCCUGGAUCUCCUCCAUCAUGCUGGCCAUGCUCUAUGGGACAGGACCAGUAUGCAGCAUCAUGGUGAACCAGUUUGGCUGCCGGCCUGUGAUGCUCAUCGGCGGGCUGCUAGCUUCCUCUGGGAUGAUCCUGGCAUCUUUUACCACCAACAUCAUCGAGCUUUAUCUGACAGCUGGCGUGCUGACAGGUCUGGGUAUGGCGCUGAACUUCCAGCCCUCACUGAUCAUGCUGGGCACCUACUUUGACAAGCGUCGGCCUCUUGCCAAUGGACUGGCUGCUGCUGGGAGCCCUGUCUUCCUUUCCUCCCUCUCGCCACUGGGGCAGGUGCUGCUGGAGAAGUUUGGUUGGCGAGGAGGGUUCCUCAUCAUGGGGGGCCUUCUGCUUAACUGCUGCACUUGUGGGGCAGUCAUGAGACCCCUGGAUAUGGGCAUGAAGAGGAAGAUGGAGAAGACUCAGGACAAGUAUGAAGCCAAGGAGAUGUUGCCCAUAGGAGGGAAGUCAGAGGAGGGCAUCAGCUCCACAGAUGGAACCAAGAAAGCCAAGAAAGCCAAGAAGAAGCCCAAGAAAGGAAAGAAGCUGUUGGAUUUUAGUAUCUUUUCCAACCGAGGGUUUAUCAUUUACACCAUCUCAAAGUUCAUCCUGGUCUUGGGUCUCUUUGUGCCCCCCAUAUUGCUGGUCAACUACGCCAAGGACACAGGAGUACCAGACACAGAGGCUGCAUUCUUGCUCUCCAUCAUCGGUUUCAUAGACAUCUUUGCCCGACCAGCCUGCGGCAUGGUGGCGGGGUUGAAGUGGGUCCGUCCUCACGUGGCCUACCUGUUCAGCUUCGCUAUGCUCUUCAACGGCCUGACGGACAUCUGCAGCGCCAGGGCUAGCAACUACACGGGGCUGGUCAUCUUCUGCGUCUUCUUCGGCAUCUCCUACGGCAUGGUGGGGGCACUGCAGUUCGAGGUGCUGAUGGCCAUCGUUGGCUCCCAGAAGUUCUCCAGUGCCAUCGGGCUGGUCCUGCUUAUCGAGGCGUUCGCUGUGCUCAUUGGUCCCCCCUCUGCAGGCCGUUUGGUCGACGCUCUCAAGAACUACGAGGUGAUCUUCUACCUGGCGGGCUCAGAGGUGGUGCUCUCCGCUCUCUUCCUGGCCAUGGCCACCUACUGCUGCCUGAACCGAGGGAAGAAGAAGACGCCUCCCCCAGAGAAGACCCCGUCGGGGGGUGGUGGGAGCGACACCGAAGAAGCAGAGUCCGACGUGCAGGAAGCCGAGGAGCACAGCAGCGACAACCACCAGCCGGCCCACAGCACCGACAACGCCGUGGUGGCAGCCAGCGAGGAGGCCAACCAUGUGGAGGACGAGCAGAGCGGGGAGGGAGGCAGGUGUCCCGAGGGGGACAGGGAGGUGUUGGCACAAGCUGGCUGCAAUGCUGACCAGACGGUGGAGAGGGACAGUUUUUAA